Symbiodinium pilosum is the source of this 1934-nucleotide messenger RNA. The record is from the annotation of a GenBank genome assembly. NCBI's taxonomy places the organism in Eukaryota, Dinophyceae, Suessiales, Symbiodiniaceae.
GCUGGCCUCCAGCAGCCACAGCCAUUGACCAAGCCGUCGAGUUCUGGGUCGUUGACUUUGAAUACGGGGAGAGUCCGCGCAGAGUUUCAGUCAAGCACAAUGUCCAUGAGGAGUGCACCUGGGAGGACUUUGGCGAGGAGACAUAUUUUGUGGACGACCCGCGAGGUUUCGCCACCAUUGCGCCCGCAGUGCCAGGAGGCGCCCAAGUGCACCUCAGCACCAUCGUAGAGCGAGUUGUCCAAGCUCCAGACCAUGCGGAGGCGAUUUGUCGUGAUGGAAGACGAAUUUGUGCCCGAGCGGUUCUGUGCACAGUGAGUAUUGGAGUCCUAAAUGCUGCUGACAUUGCGUUCGAACCGCCGCUGCCAAGACGAAUGACCGCGGCACUUAGCUCCAUGACCAUGUGCAACUACACCAAGGUUUUUGUCAAGUUUGGAGGUUCCUUAUGGGAUGACACUGUCCGCUAUGCUGUCCGUGCUGGGCCACCUCGUGGCCGAUACGUGGUCUGGCAACCACUAGAGGCUGACCUGGCAGUUGUCACCAUCACAGGGGAUGAGGGGCGCCGGGCGGAGCAGCUGCCAAAGGAGGAAUUGAAGCGCGAGCUGGCCGUUGUGCUGGCAGAGAUGCAUGUGGACCCACCGGCCAUCUUAGAAGUCGAGGUGACGCGCUGGUCUUCUGACCCGUUUUUCAGGGGUUCCUACUCUUUCCUGCCCACGAACUCCAUGGCGGGUGACAGCUGGGAAGUUGUCAACGCCAGACACGACAGGCUCUUCCUGGCCGGAGAAGGGCUCCACCCAAGAUGGUCUGGAUAUCUACAAGGAGCUUUGGCGUCUGGGCAGGAGAAGGCGCAGGAAGUCGAGCUGUUUCUGAGGUCAGAUACCUUCAACACGGCUGAGUGCGAUGAAAAAUGCCUGUCCGCUAAAGUUGUUGCAGCUAUUUGGUGUGUGACGGACAGAGAUGACAUGGGCGGCACGAAGUGGGUGCUGGAAUGGCCUGGCCAGGUGGUCAUCUGCAUUGAUAACGUCUACUGGACUCAAGAGGUAGCGGCCGCCAUUGAGGCUGGAAAGCUGGAUGCCUACUACAAGAAGAGCGUGGAACAGCUCAGCGGCCUGGUGAACUUGGUGCGGGGCGACCUGUCAAAGCUAUCCAGGCAAACUCUCGGGGCUCUGGUGACGAUUGACGUGCACAACAGAGAUGUAGUGUUGAGCCUGAAGGACGCCAAGAUAUCCAGCUCAAAGGAGUUCGACUGGAUAGCACAGCUGCGGUACUACUGGCGUCAGAAAGGCUCCAUCACGUUGAAGGAUACGGGCAAGCCCAGCACUGUGGACAAGUGCGAGGUUUCCAUCAUCAAUGCCACCCUGUACUAUGGCUUUGAGUAUCUGGGUAACAGUGACAGACUGGUUAUCACGCCCCUGACUGACCGCUGCUACCGUACGCUUAUGGGUGCCUUCCACCUGUACUACGGCGGAGGGCCAGAAGGCCCUGCUGGCACCGGAAAGACGGAAAGCACCAAGGAUCUGGCGAAAGCUGUGGCUGUGCAGUGUGUGGUAUUCAACUGUUCAGACGGCCUGGACUACAUUGCCAUGGGCAAAUUCUUCAAGGGUAUUGCUUCCUCUGGAGCCUGGUGCUGUUUCGAUGAGUUCAACCGCAUCAACCUCGAGGUGCUGUCCGUGGUGUCGCAGCAGGUGCAGACAAUCCAGUUCGCCAUCCGAGACAAGAGAGAGACUUUUUGGUUCGAAGAGAUGGAGAUCAGGUUGGUACCCUCCUGCGCGGUGAACAUCACCAUGAAUCCAGGCUUCAGCGAGCGCGUAAGAGCAGUCAUGUUGACAGUGAAGGUUAGCACAAGAAAGUUGAUCUCAGUGGCAGUCUUGAUGAUGUGGCAAAGAAUGAAACUCUGCCUCCUCUUGCGCCACUACGACGGAGAUCACUCUUCCUAG